Messenger RNA from Triticum aestivum (bread wheat), 1316 nucleotides. RefSeq names its product GDSL esterase/lipase At5g03600. NCBI's taxonomy places the organism in Eukaryota, Viridiplantae, Streptophyta, Magnoliopsida, Poales, Poaceae. Bases 104 to 1207 code for a protein of 367 amino acids. The transcript is spliced from 4 exons. The record is from RefSeq and is a predicted model, not a curated record. Gene Ontology annotation, molecular function: hydrolase activity, acting on ester bonds.
GACAAGCGCUUUGUGUUCCUGGUUUUUAGUUGGCGAUCGUGAUCCUCGGGCCGGCAGUAGUAGAACGAUCCGCCUCCCCAACGCAAAAGCGCCGCCGGAAUCGAUGAAGCUUCUUCCGGCCGCCCUCGGCCUUGUCCUCAUCCUCCUCCUCGUUCUGAAUCCCAAUGGCGUGGAGGCCCGGCCUGCGCCUACCGGCGGCCAUGAGAAGAAGGCGUCGAGCGCCACCUUCUUCGUGUUCGGGGAUGACUUCGCCGACAACGGGAACCUCCCUCUGAUCCACCCCGUCAUAGAGAUGUCGCGGCAAUGGGCCUACCCCUACGGCUCCAACUACAUCGAUGCCGAUGGGUUUCCGCGGCCGAACACUCCGUCCGGCCGCUUCUCAAACUACAAAAUCCAGUCGGAUUUCAUAGCAACAAUGCUGGGAUUGGAGGAAGCCCCUCCGGCGCAUGCCCGCAUGGCCGAGAAAACCUGCGACCCAUCCGGCAUGACCUUUGCUACCGGUGGUGCAGGCGUGUUGGACGGUACAUCACACGAGGUCCCCGCCCUCGCCAAGCAGGUUAACACUUUCCGGAAGAUGGUCAAGGACGGGACCAUCACGGAGAAUCAACUGAGUCGCUCUGUAGCGCUCGUGGCCUUCUCCGGUAAUGACUAUGCAAGCACCGGCGUCAUCGGCCUAAGUAGCCCCAACGAUAUUAAUGCUUAUAUUGGAAAGGUGACAAAAGAGAUUGCAGCUAAUGUGGAUCAAUUGUUGAAGCUUGGGGUGACAAAGGUUCUUGUCAAUAACUUGCAACCUAUCGGUUGCACGCCAUCACACACCCGAACCAACAACUACACCACACGUGAUAUUUUUGGAAACCUGGGUGCAUCCAUCCACAAUGAUAAUCUGAAACAAGUUAUGACAUCAAAGAAGAAUGUCUACAUCAUCGACGUGUACACAGCCUUUGUUAAUAUUGUGGAUCAUAUGGCAGGUAAAGGCUCAGAGUUGUCCAAACAAUUCAAGCGCAAACUAUCGCCGUGCUGCAAGAGUUUGAACUCGAAGGGUUACUGCGGACAGCAAGAUGAGUCAUCCGCGGAGUUUCUGUACACUGUGUGCGACAAGCCCAACAAAUUUUUCUAUUGGGACGACAUGCACCCAACACACGCAGGAUGGGAAGCUAUCAUGAAACAACUGGAAAAACCCUUGAAGGUGUUUGUAAAUCAAGACUAGGUACCCAGGUUUCAUAUGUCGUUAUAGCGCUUUUUGUAGAUGAUGACAAUAUUCUGAUUGUAUUUGUUCGAUAGUUUUAAGCAUUUCAAAGACUACUUUCUGGGUUUGA